Phalaenopsis equestris is the source of this 2925-nucleotide messenger RNA. RefSeq lists its product as uncharacterized. The transcript has 9 exons. Gene Ontology annotation, molecular function: ATP hydrolysis activity. The record is from RefSeq and is a predicted model, not a curated record. NCBI's taxonomy places the organism in Eukaryota, Viridiplantae, Streptophyta, Magnoliopsida, Asparagales, Orchidaceae. The coding region runs from base 273 to 2282 and encodes 669 amino acids.
GCCUCUAAAUUGUGUCCCUCACCAAGCUAUCCCCACGAGGAACAAAUUACAAACCGGAAAACAAAAAUCAAAGCAAGAAGCAAACUUGUGGAUCACAGCCACACCCUCAACGGUCACCGAGAAUCUUCUCUCAAUGCCUUGCACUUACGUCCCUCCCUCUUCUUCGUCUUCUUCUUCUCAUCCCCUCAGAUUUCUCUGAAUCUUCCCAUCACCUGUUCGGCGAAAAUUCUCAAAGAGCUUCUCAGCAUAAGCCAAUCAACUCUCCUUUUUCCAUGGAGGUGCUGCAACUCGCUUCCACUCACCUCUUCUCAUCCUUCCGCCGCGCUCCGCUCCACCGCAAGUUCAGUGCUUCCACCUCCCCACCCCUUCCCUCUCCUUUCAUCCGCCGCCCAGAGAUAGACCGGCGGUCCCCAUGGACUAACACUGGUGUUUCUCCGCCGGCGCCUUCGAGAACGACGGAGGAUUGUGCGGCACUCUGGUCAGCUGCCGAUGAGCUUGAGCUGUUCCUUGAUCUGGUGCCGCCGAGUAUGCGCAGAGACUUGACCCGCCAUGCUGAACUCACGGAGCUGAUUGAGUUCGUCAUGGAUCUCGGGAGAAAGCCGAUCGCGAGGUUUCCGUCCGGCGAUUGGGUUGUCUCUGACGAGCCUGUUAAACUCGGGGAUUUGCGGCACGCCAUUGGGAAGGUGGGGGAGUUUUCUGAUGACAAUCGUUCGGGAAUUGAUCGUUCUUUGCACCGAGUCAGUGCGAUUCGGAACCGUAAGAAGGAAAUAAUUGGGCUGACUUGCAGAGUUGGGCGAGCUGUUCAUGGGAGUGCGGAGAUGGUGCGUGAUUUGAUUGAGGGUAAAGGUUCCAUUUUGGUCAUAGGGCCUCCUGGAGUUGGCAAAACUACCUUGAUCAGGGAAAUAGCUAGAGUGCUGGCGGAUGAGCACUUGAAACGUGUUGUCAUUGUCGACACAUCCAAUGAGAUUGGAGGCGAUGGCGAUGUACCCCACUCCGGCAUCGGACGAGCGCGCAGAAUGCAAGUUCCUGAUGUUAAUAUGCAGCAUAAUGUUAUGAUUGAAGCAGUUGAAAAUCAUAUGCCGGAAGUUAUUAUAAUUGAUGAAAUUGGAACUGAGCUCGAAGCGAUGGCAGCGAGUACAAUUGCUCAGCGAGGCGUCCAACUAGUUGGCACGGCCCAUGGAGUUACGAUUGAGAGUAUCAUAAAAAAUUCAUGUUUACAGGUUCUAGUUGGCGGUAUCGAGAGUGUUACACUUGGUGAUGAAGAGGCAAAAAGAAGGAAAGUUCAGAAAACAAUACUUGAGAGAAAAGGCCCUCCUGCUUUUACCUGCGCAGUGGAAAUAGUGUCUAAGAAUGAGUGCAGAGUGCAUCACAAAUUGGAUGCCACUGUGGAUGCCAUUCUUGCCGGUAAGUCUCCUAUGUUUGAAGUCCGAAAACUCGAACCAACGGAAGACGAGUUUGGAGAUUUAGCUCCAUUAAUUGAUAAGAAUUUCAAAGAUCAAGCAUCUGCAACCAGAACCAUGGACGAAGAUCUAAAGAAAAAAUUCGAACAAGCAUUUACUGUUGUUUCAAGACGUAAUAAGCAAGGAAGCAAUGCAAAAUUGGAUUCGAGUAAUGCUAUACGUGUAUAUAUUUACAAGAUUUUGGAAGCAGAUCUAUUACAAGUAGCCAAAGUAAUGGGUCUAGAGGAUCGGAUAGACGUUGUCAAUGACAUUGAAAUGGCCAAUGUGGUUGUUGUAUCGAGUUAUGAAAUGAAGGAGAACCCCUGGAUACACAGUGUGGCAAAAUAUCAUCAAUUGCCAGUUUUCGUGAUUAAGGAAAAUACAAUGGCCCAAAUGGUAAAAGCAAUUAGAAUGGUUCUUGAGGUAAACUCAUUUGGAUCUGCUACGAAAAUACCCGCAACUUUCGUAGAAAAUAUUGAGGUUGAAGAUGAUGCACCAAAGAGAAAACCUACCUUGGAGGAGAUUGAUGCCUUGGAGGAGGUUCGAAUGGCUAUCGAAUACAUCGUAAUUCCGGGCGGAGAACCCGUCGAACUCCUUCCUCGAUGCUCUGAAAUUAUAGCUCGCCAGCUAAAGCUUGUUGAAAGCUACCAACUCGCCGCCGAGAAGUCGGGCACCGAGUUGAAUUCGAGGUUGCAGAUUCUUCCAUUGAAAAUAAGCAAGAAGGGGUCCUCUACAAGAAGAUGUUCGGAGUCCCAUUUGAGGAAACAAGCCAGUAUUGAUUCAUUCAACUAUGGGAAUUCUGGUACAAGUUUCUCUAGGCUUCCCUUUCUACCUAAAUAUUGAAACCUUUAAACGAAAAGGAAAUUUACAUAACUACCACACAAUUCUUAUGAAUUUAAGUAUCUACCACUGAAAGUUUUGAUAUUUACAUUUAUACGACCUUGGUGCUAUAAAUGCAUGCAUACAAAGGUACAUUCGACUUUUAGAAAGUUAGUGAAUAGAUAUUUUUGAUGUAAUGUUAAAUAUUUGAGAGUUAUGAAUGUAAAUAUGAAAGUUUAGGCGUUAGAUAUGUAAAUACAUAAGAAUUGUGUGGUAUAUAUUGCCAUCAUGAAUCUAUGAUUGGCAUUUGAGAGUUGUUGGCAUUUGAGAGUUGUGGGAUAUAUUCUUUACAUAUAUUGUUAAGAGAAAAGGUUCAAAGUAAUCCCCCGACUAUUUGCAGGUGUCCAAAAUAGCUCAAGGCUAUGUAAAAAGUCAAUUUAGUUCCUAGACUGUUUAAAUGAGAACAACAAUGGUGUUGUCCCUAAUUAAGUACUAUGUGGACUAAUAAAUUAGUCAUUUACAUAGUUUGCGCCUAUUUUGCAUCACUUAUAAAUAAUCAGGGGAUCAUUUUGAUUAUUUUCUCUCUUAUAUGUACAAUAUUGUAAAUUAAGUUUUUUUAGGAUUUUCUGAAUGUAAAUCUUACUCAUUCUUUUAGUAAAUAUUUUAA